CCGAAGAAGAAGAGCACGUGUUUCCGGUUUUCCUCGGAGAGAAGUGUUUGUGAGGUAACAGAGAAAUAAAAUGGUGCGUAAAUUAAAAUAUCACGAGCAGAAGCUGUUGAAGAAGGUAGACUUCAUCAACUGGGAGGUGGACAACAACCUGCACGAGGUGAAGGUCUUACGGAAGUAUCACAUCGAGAAGCGCGAGGACUAUACAAAGUACAACAAGCUGAGUCGGAACAUCAGGGAUCUGGCGCAGAAGAUCAGAGACCUGGAUGAGAAGGAUGGCUUCAGAGCUCAGAGCACACACCGCUUCCUGGAAAAGCUGUACAGCAUCGGCCUGAUCCCCACCAGACAGAACCUGUCGCUGACAGAGAAGGUCACGGCCUCGUCCUUCUGCAGGAGGCGACUGCCCAGCAUCAUGCUGAACCUCCGCAUGGCUCAGAACCUGAAGACGGCCAUUACGUUCAUCCAACAAGGACAUGUUCGUGUCGGCCCGGACAUCGUCACAGAUCCAGCUUUUCUCGUCACAAGAAAUAUGGAAGAUUUUGUCACCUGGGUGGACUCGUCGAAGAUCAAGCAGCACGUCCUGAAUUAUAAUGACGAGAGAGACGACUUUGAUCUGAUAGCGUGAAUGGGAAUGAACUGUGCUGCGAAGACAACAGAAGAGGAGGAAUGCUUUAAAUUCCAACAGCACAGACUUACGGACUUCUGGGCAAACGUUUACUGUAGAGUCCUUCUGGAUAUGAAGGAUGAAUGCUGCCACAUUCAGCAUGAAGCGGUCUUUAAAAUGUAGAACUCCUGAGUCCUGGCUUUAACAUUAGGACCAGUUAAUGGGCCCUGAUUUCCUUUAAUUUGGGUAAUCGGCUGAUACUUACAGAGCACCUGAAUAAUUAAAAAAAAUAAAUUAUAUCGGCCAAAAUCUGAAUCGGCAGAUCAGGUUGACCUUAUGGACCCAUUGACUCACAUGUAAGUGUCUUUCCUUGUGAUAGUUAAGGGGUAAAAGAUCUGUGAUCAGCCAGAAAUCCUCAAUCGGUGAAGCCCUGUUUAAAAUACCUCAGGAUAAUAAUUUAAUUCCAGAACUUUUUUUUGGAAAUAUAAAAAAAAAUUCUGAUCCUUUUAGCUCAUUUCUUUGCUUCGAAUCACACUAUUCUAACCCGUUUCUCACCUCAUGGUAAAAAUCCAAGUCCUUUAUUUUGGUUGUGUUUUUAUUGUGCAUUGUUAUGAACAAUUUUUGAAUUGUUCAUAACAAUUCAAAAAUGCACAAUAAAGUGUUUAUUGGGAUCAGUAAAUAAAUGUAUUUUCUGAAAGAUGCUGAUUCAUUAGUAGUAAACUUUCUGACAGGAACCUUGUGAACGUGACCAACCAGGAACUGAACCGGGUCUGAUUUUCAAAGUACAGUAAGAAAAAGAACAUGUUUAGGUAUUGAAGUCAGUAACAGUGGCUGGUUUCCAAAUGAAAGUUACUGUUCAGGUUUGAUUUGAUGUAGUUUUCAAGUUGUUUAAUUAAAUUUUGUCCCUUAACUUAUUGCACGAAAAAAAAAACACUUGUAAGAAAGUAAACUACAAUUUCUGAACAUGCAGUUAGGAGGCCAUUGUAAACUACAUUAAGUAUUUCAUUAGUAUCUCUAGAUAAACUAGGAAGUUAUUAGAAAGAUUAUUCUAGUAAUUCAGGUUAAAAAAGGUGAAACCUAAAUGUGUUAUGGAUUCACUUCACUGUGAAAUGUUUCAAGUAUUUGGAUUCAUUUUGAUGUUUGACUGAAAUGGAAUUACAACCCAAACUUCACGAGUCGUGAACCUGGUUUUGUAUUUUGAGCAUUUUGUACUUGUUUUCUCUUUUUUUACUGCUUUAGAAUAUACAUGCUUUUUAUUAUAAACAGUUAAACCCA
This is a messenger RNA of Xiphophorus hellerii (green swordtail), 1876 nucleotides long. It is a transcript of the gene imp3, whose product is annotated as IMP U3 small nucleolar ribonucleoprotein 3. Gene Ontology annotation, cellular component: Mpp10 complex; small-subunit processome. Bases 71 to 622 code for a protein of 183 amino acids. The transcript has 7 exons. Gene Ontology annotation, molecular function: snoRNA binding; rRNA binding. The record is from RefSeq and is a predicted model, not a curated record. NCBI's taxonomy places the organism in Eukaryota, Metazoa, Chordata, Actinopteri, Cyprinodontiformes, Poeciliidae. Gene Ontology annotation, biological process: rRNA processing; ribosomal small subunit biogenesis.